UACUUUUAAAUUCAUUUAUGUGACUGCUUAUCAGGAGCAGUAUUAAGGUUUUGUGGAAUGAGCAGAGAUGAAUUUUAUUUGAAGUAGGCUGAAAGGAGAAGGAUAGUCACCCGACUGGAACCCUGGUCUGGAGCUCAAGAAACAAGACAGAAAAUGGUCGGCUGUGGAACGCUGUUGUGAAGACCCCAGAAGAAGUAUCAUUUUUUUCCAGUCAGCUUUCCAUAAUGUAAAUAUAGCUGGAGUUUUCCCCCAAUGGGCAGCUAAACCAUGAACAAGCAGAAAAAAACAUUUUGGACUGUGUUUCUGAACCAGGCUUCACCUUCCAUCCUGGGACCUUAUUAAAGGAUUACAGCUGAAAGAGACCAGAGAAAGAAAACCUUGAACCAGGAAGUUUCUCCUACCAUGAGAAUUACAAGUACGUCUUGUAUCUGCCCAGUCCUAGUUUGUCUCUGUUUUGUGCAGAGGUGCUACGGAGCUGCUCACCAUGGCUCCAUCAAGGUGACUCGAAACCAAACCAAACACGUGGAAGGUGAAACAGAAGUGCAUCAUCGUCCCAAGCGCGGAUGGGUGUGGAAUCAGUUCUUUGUUUUAGAAGAACACAUGGGACCAGAUCCGCAGUAUGUAGGAAAGCUACACUCCAAUUCCGACAAAGGUGAUGGAUCGGUGAAAUACAUCCUUACUGGAGAAGGUGCAGGGACUAUAUUCAUUAUUGAUGACACGACGGGCGACAUCCAUUCGACUAAAAGCCUGGAUCGAGAGCAGAAGACGCACUAUGUGCUUCAUGCCCAAGCUAUUGACAGGCGGACAAACAAGCCACUCGAGCCUGAAUCCGAGUUCAUUAUCAAGGUGCAGGACAUCAACGACAAUGCCCCCAAAUUCACAGAUGGACCAUACAUCGUCACUGUGCCAGAGAUGUCUGAAAUGGGUACAUCUGUACUACAGGUGACAGCCACAGAUGCAGAUGACCCCACGUAUGGAAACAGCGCUCGAGUGGUAUAUAGUAUUCUUCAGGGACAGCCAUAUUUCUCCGUUGACCCUAAAACAGGAGUCAUCAGGACUGCCUUGCACAACAUGGACAGGGAAGCCAGAGAGCACUAUUCCGUUGUCAUUCAAGCCAAAGAUAUGGCUGGGCAGGUCGGAGGGCUGUCGGGAUCGACGACGGUGAAUAUCACGCUCACUGAUGUCAACGACAACCCACCCAGGUUUCCUCAGAAACAUUACCAGCUGUAUGUACCUGAAUCAGCUCAAGUUGGAUCGGCAGUAGGCAAAAUCAAGGCAAAUGAUGCAGACACUGGCUCAAAUGCAGACAUGAAAUACACAAUUAUAAAUGGUGAUGGCUCUGGUGUGUUCUCCAUAUCCACUGACAAAGAAACACGGGAAGGAAUUCUUUCCCUUAAAAAGCCACUCAACUAUGAAAAAAAGAAAUCCUAUACACUUAAUAUAGAAGGAGCAAACACUCAUCUUGAUUUCCGCUUUUCACAUUUGGGACCAUUUAAGGAUGUAACGAUGCUGAAGAUCAUUGUUGGCGAUGUGGAUGAACCUCCGCUCUUCACUAUGCCUUCUUAUGUCAUGGAAGUUUAUGAAAAUGCAAAGAUUGGGACUGCUGUUGGCACCGUAACAGCACAAGAUCCUGACAUAGCCAACAGUUUAGUGAGAUAUUUUGUUGUUCAUAACACAGAAGAAGAUAGGUAUUUCACCAUUGAUGCUAGCACUGGGACCAUCAAGACUGCCAAGAUCUUUGACAGAGAGGAAACACCUUGGUACAACAUCACAGUGGCUGCUUCUGAAAUAGACAACCCGGGGCUAGUGAGCCAUGUUCCAGUUGGCAUUAGAAUCCUGGACGUCAAUGACAACCCCCCAGAGCUCGCCAGAGAGUAUGAGAUAGUUGUCUGUGAGAAUGCAAAGCCUGGUCAGGUAAUUCAGACUAUCAGUGCAACCGACAAGGAUAACUCUGCAAAUGGUGCAAGAUUCCAUUUCUCUCUUGAUGAAGGGCUUUCUAUGAAUCCCAACUUUACUCUAAGGAACAAUGAAGAUAACACAGCCAGUAUCCUGACAAGACGGAGGAGAUACAGUCGAACCACUCAAGAUGUCUAUUACCUCCCAGUUCUGAUUUCUGAUGGUGGGACUCCCACUCUGAGCAGCAGCAGCACUCUCACCAUUAGGGUCUGUGCCUGUGAACAAGAUGGGCGUGUAAGGACUUGCCAUGCUGAAGCUUUCCUCUCCUCUGCUGGCCUCAGCACGGGAGCUCUAAUUGCAAUCCUGCUCUGCGUUGUCAUUCUCCUGGUUUUCUCUCUAGCAAUUGUGGUCCUUUUCAUCACCCUAAGACGCAGCAAGAAGGAGCCCUUGAUCAUUUCAGAAGAAGACGUCCGGGAGAACGUCGUCACGUACGAUGAUGAGGGUGGUGGAGAAGAAGACACUGAAGCAUUUGACAUCACAGCACUGCGAAACCCCUCAGCUGCUGAGGAGCUAAAAUAUCGCAGGGAUAUUCGGCCCGAAGUGAAGCACGUACCCAGGCAUCACCCCUCUUCAAGCCUGGACAGUAUAGAUGUUCAGGAAUUCAUUAAGCAAAGACUGGCAGAGGCAGAUUUGGACCCCAGCGUGCCUCCAUAUGACUCCCUGCAGACUUAUGCCUAUGAGGGUCAUAGAUCAGAAGCUGGCUCUAUCAGCUCCCUAGAUUCAGCCACAACACACUCCGACCAGGAUUAUAAUUACCUUGGAGACUGGGGGCCUGAGUUUAAGAAGCUGGCUGAACUCUAUGGGGAAAUAGAAUCAGAAAGAACAACUUAGUUGUAAUUCCAAGAACAGAGAAGUUCCUCAGCAGCUGGAGAUACAAGAACAGCACCAGUAACAGAAAAUGAAUACAGUACUUGGAACUGAGCAAGUUGUACACAGUUACUGUAGAAACAAGUGCCCUUUUCAUAUUUGAAACUGGGUUCUUCAAUUGGAAGAAAGUCAAAUUUUGAAAAAUACAGAAAAAAUAAGCUAUUGUCCCUUGUGUAUAUUUUUUAAUUGCUCAGUAAAGUCCGUGGUGCCGUAACCGUAACAAAACCUAAAGUAAGCCAAGCAAUGACAUCUUCCUUGCAAUAUGCUUAGCAUCUCAGAGCUACUACAGUAUGUCUUUGGUCAUGUCGGUUUAGGAAAAUAGCUCAUGGAAGAGCAAAUCUGUUGCAAAUGGUUUUGACAUUGCAUUUCUAGCUGUUCUCUAGGCCUUGUUUGAUUGCAGUAUGCGGUAGCCACGCUACCAGUGUGAGAAAUCCAAGCAGUCUGUUCCUUUACAGAAGGGAUAUAUUACAAAUGUCCUCUCAAAUAAACAGUCUAUUGAUAUAGGCCCUUAUUUGCAUCAGUUUGGUCUUACUGAAUUUGCAGGUUGCACUGAGAAUAUGUCAUUUCAUUAUAUUCUUCAUAAUUUCCUCCUUAGCCAGCCAUCGGAGCGAGGGCGUAGGUAGCUGUGUGCAGAGCAAACACGGCUCCAUCGCACAGCCCCAGAGCUGCUCCGUUCCUGAGUGCUGGAGGAACCUCUGUGUCCAGUGUGUGUUUUUUUUCUUUUUGUCCUUUCAUGGGAAUAUCAUUCAUCUCAAUGGCAUGGGUCUGAAGAGGCCUUUAUGCAGCGAGGCAGAUGAAGCACAGGCCCUUUCUAUAAGAACAGCAAUGGCAGCACCAUGUAACUAUGCAGUUGCUUGCCUCGCUGUGCUUCACUGAGGUCAGUAGAUGAUGCUUUUGAAGUCUUUUGCUGCUUUGAAUCCAGAAGCUACCACAGUUAAUUGAUGACCUAGAGUUCAUAAUCCUAAUGUCUCUAUUUCCAUGUGUGACUAAAAGCAAAAUAGAGCUCCUGGUGAGAUACAGGAAAAGAGAUGAUUGAAACAACAUGGAAUUGAAAGUGAUGUUGCUUUUUAAUUUUAAGUUAAUUUGAUUUAGUUCUAUUACUUCCUCCUGAUAUAAUUUCUCUCUAAGCAAUCUUUUUUUUUUCCUCCCUAUUUCAAACCUUAUGGGGGCAGGAAUGUAUUAUAUAUCAAUUGAGGGAGAAAAAAACGAAUGUAGAAGUGUCUACAAGUGUAUUGGAGUGUCUAUUAAUUUGUUCUGUUCAGUAAUUACUUAGCAUCACAGAACUUGUUCCUUAGGCUGCUUAACACCUAUGCUCUGCUUUUUUUAUUUUUACUCUCUGGCCUGGUGUGGAGGAGUAACAGAUAAGUCUAAUCCACUAGAUUCCUCCCUAUUUGUUUAUGGCAGUGCUUUCCUUUAGCUUAGAAAAGAAGGGAGUGCUGCUUUCUCAAGUCAGGAUCUGACCUAUAGUGGGCCACACAAGUGAACCAGAGUUUUAUUUAGUCUUUCCUUCUCUACUAUAGCGGGUAGGGACCAGGACCACGUGCAAGAUAUGUCUAGAAUGUUUCAUCAGCCCAUUUAAAAUGAAUCAUGCAUUGAGGAUUUUUAUUUUUUAAGGACUCUCUGUGAUUUUGUUCAUUCCUUUUGGUUUAUAGAGCUUGCUGAAAAGAAGCAGAUAGCUUUGAAAACUUUUCAAAAUCUAAAAAUAGUAUUUGUUGCACUGUAUUUGCAGAGGUUUUUUGUACCACAGUUUUUUCAUUGUUUCUUUUUUUCUUUUUCCAAAUGAAACAAAUGAAUUUGUGCAAAACAUUGAUGUAACACAAAAUAAUAUACAACUUUAAUAACAAAAGAAUUGCAAGCUUUGGGAACUUCGACAUUUAAAAAUGUUAAUGUUUCCUUUUCUGUCAUCAUCCUUUUAUUAAGGUGAUUUAGAGGGUAUGAACGUCCAAAUCCUAAAGUGUUCUUCUGCUGAUGUGAAGGUAUCUUAAUAAUCUGUGCUAUUCUCUCUUUGUUUGAAUUACCAAAAAGACAAAUCUUCCUAGGAAUGCAUUUAAGGAAAUAUUCUCAUUAUAGAGAAAGGUUUAACAGAGAAGCGUCUGUUAAUGCAGUGAGAAUUUCGCACAAACUGAGAACGGUGAAUGUAUGUGAAUGUUUUUUGGGGUAGAAUUAGUGUGUUCUGGCCCAAAUGAAGCAACUAAUAGUGCAGAAUUUUGUGAGGAGAAAUUUCCUUCUUCUUGAGAUCGCACUUGCUUUACGCCAGCAUCUCAAUUUUUAUGCAGUAUGAAUACAGUGAUGAGGUGAGAAUAUUGACAAUUGCAACAUUUCAAAUACCGUGGACCCUAAUACUUUGUACUGCAUAUGAUGAAGCUGCAGUCAUAUUGUUGUUCGGAGACCCAGACACUAGUUAUAUUUAUGUCUCUCACCCCACUCCUACACCCAAGUGAGCAAGAUCAACUGUAUUUUGUGCUUCAAGCAGUAUUUCAGGCAUUCUCUGCUUUUUGUUUGCAUCAUAGAGCAGCCAGGAGAAGGAAAGUGCAGUGACAAAGCAAAUGCUCACUUCUUAGGCUCAUGUUCUGAUUAAGUUAAUGAGGGAAGGGGAGGUCAUAUUUCAUAGAAAUAAGGAUCCCCCAUCCCUCACAUGUCGCGUCCGCUACCUGCUGCCCAGCACAACACGGCCCUGGGCAGUCGGCGUCAUUGCCGAGACCCCGCGUUGCUCAUGCUGUGAUCUGUCCUGUUUGGUAUGUCCUACCCACCGUGAAGGCCAGAUGUGCUUUUCUGUCACGAUAGGUAUCUGCAUGCUUGCUAUGCUUACUGUCUCUUACUCAACUAUGCAUCACAGUGCCGUGUUGUUUGCAUGACCAGUACCAGAAUUUUGAAUCUUCAGGGCCACAGCAAAAGGCCUCACAUUGCAGAACAACAGGUUUGCAGAUUUCUCUCCCCGAUCCUACAAAAUUUACCUUUGUUCCUUCUUGUCCUAGAAACAAAUCUAAAGUAUUCUCAAGAAUUUCUAUGUCAACAUUGAUUGAACAUAACUAGCACUGUGUUUCAUGGAAGCCACAUUCAUUUUGUUGCACUGUCGAUUUAAACAAAGUGUACAUUCAGUGAAAGUAUUGUGGGAAAAUUGUUUCUAGUUUAUGGUUAAAUCUGACUGUAUGGACUUUGCUAAAAGUUUUCAUGGGUCUUUUGUAUGCUCACAUUCUCUAAUAUUUUUCUCUUAGCCUAUAUAGUAAUCCUGUUGCCACUUACCAACUAAAUGCUGAAAACUGCCAGUUUUCCUUAAACCAGAAGAUGGUGAAUAAAGUUAAAUGUCACAUAGAAGGGAUGCUUAAGGGCUUUCUAAUUUCCAGUAUUAUUCCUCCAGCAGCAACUAAUAAUACGAUUACACAUAAUGAAUUGCUCACAAUAUCUCAAACAAGCCCCCUUUUUUUUUGCAAUGGCAAGGGCACACAAGUCCUCUGAGAAAAUGGUCUAAGAAUGAAAAGUAAAGGUAUAUUGGGAGCCUAAAAAAAUCAAAAAACAUGAUACCCCUAAAAAUCAAUGAAGAGUUUGACUUCCAGUGCUAUUAGAUUAAGAUCCAUACAUUGAAAAGUUGUUUAUUGGCAUUGCCAGGUAUUACAUACGUACAGAAAACUAUGUAAAUGUUGAACAUAAUUUCACUGUUAUGCACUUUAUUUUUUGAUUUUUUUUUUUUGGAAAAUGAAAAUAACUGUAAACAUUCUUAUCUGCAAAUUCUAUUUCAUGCAGUUGUUUUUAAGUUGCAAAUGCUAUAAGAAAAAUUAUUUGUGAAAAUAUCCUCAUUGACAUUUAAACGGAAUUACAACAUUUCUGUGAUCUUAGGCUUUGUACAAUUUAGAAAUAUCUAAAUGUUGGACCA
Molecule: messenger RNA, 6694 nt
Organism: Nothoprocta perdicaria
Lineage: Eukaryota; Metazoa; Chordata; Aves; Tinamiformes; Tinamidae
Gene: CDH18
Product: cadherin 18
Exons: 13
Coding region: 403-2787 (794 amino acids)
Biological process (GO): calcium-dependent cell-cell adhesion; multicellular organism development; cell morphogenesis
Cellular component (GO): plasma membrane; catenin complex; adherens junction
Molecular function (GO): cadherin binding; calcium ion binding
Source: RefSeq, a predicted model, not a curated record